GUCACUCUUACCCUAACCAAGUAGGGAUAGUACCAAGAUAACAGGGUAAAAGAUCCAUGUCUUCGAAACGUGAUUCGAGGACCCCGCCAAAACCUUCGAAAGCUUGAGCUACUUCCUCCCACUAAGACUUCCAUAAUCACGACCAUUACAAUUACAACUUUAUCACCGCUAUUCUCUCCUUUUAAUGAUCUCAAUCUAACAUAUUUUUUGUUCUCGUUUCUCCUACAAUCUUUAAGCUAUCCCUCUCUACUCUUACUUAAUACCUGAUUACUGUACCUACUUAAUAAUCAUGUUCAACUGGGCAAAGCAAACUUUGGCCAAUGUUGUUGGCACGGAAGAGCCUAUCUAUGGUCCUUCGGCCAUAAAGUCCGUUGCCGAAGAUGCUAAGACGACACCGUACACGGAGUUGACAAGGGAUGGUUUCAAAUGGGCCGCAAUGGACUCGACUUGUGUUGAGACCCAGACCUUUUACCUAAUGGCUGACAGUGGCCCUUUGGCUUUUGUCCAAGUCAUUUACAGCAAUGUUGCUGGUAUUCGUACAACUUGCCAGUUCAACUCUAAGAUUUUCUUCACCGACCCCUCCAAGCCUCAUCUCUGGAGCUCGACGCCGCUUAGCCAUCACGAAUUCAGCGAAGAUAAAACUGGCUUCUACGCCAAGGACUGCGCUGUGGAGCUGUCCGAAGAUGGGAAGACAUACACGAUCAAGUCGAUGAACGAUCCCAACGCCAUUGUAAACGUCAAAGUCAGGAGAAUAGCGCCAGCUUUCGUCGCCGGAAAGGAUGGAAAGACCUUAUUCGGUACGGAUCUAUCGCACCCUUGGGGAAGCAUGCGACAUGCUUUCUGGCCAAGAUGUAUAGCCGAAGGAAGUAUCAUGACAAAGGAUGGCCCCAUUGAUUUUAGGGGUAAGGCAUUCUUUACCCACGCCUUGCAGGGCAUGAAACCCCAUCACGCGGCGGCCCGAUGGAACUUUGCCAAUUUCCAAGGACCGAAUUAUUCCGCGAUCCUAAUGGAGUUUACCACGCCACCAUCGUACGGUACCACUGUAGUAGACGUGGGUGGAAUCGCCAGAGAAGGAGAGAUCGUCACUGCCGGAACCAGCUGCGGCGCCAAACAUCUGAAGACGAAGCAAGAUGGAGAGAAUGAUUGGCCCGAACCUACCGACAUUAGGUUCUCCUGGACUGGUGCCACGAAGGACGGAAAAGCUGUCGAGGCAUUCAUCGAAACUUCGUUGGGUAAUAGAACUGAUAGGAUUGACGUUAUGGCAGAAGUUCCCGGAUUCGUCAAGACAAUUGUCGCAAGUGCAGCUGGAACUAAGCCAUAUAUAUACCAAUUCUUCCCACAUAGCAUCCCUGUGGAGCUUAAGCUCAAGAUAGGAGAUGAGGAAAUUACCGAACAGGGACGGUUGUUCAGUGAAGCGACUUUCAUAUCCGCGAUUGAAUGAGCUAGUCGAGGCAUGGAAUGAAAUAUAGCAAGUGCACUCUCCUCGGUAUGGAUGAAGACCUGAGCAGGUCUCAGCAGGGCAGAUCAGCCAAUCAUACUGCAUUUAGAACAUGGAGACUUGGCUGUAGGGCACUACUCUAGUAUAGAAGGCAUACUAUACUGUAGUUACUCGCCUUCAGCUAGCACGUGGUCAGGAUAUUGUACCCAGAUGAUAUUGGGAUUUGGGCAGACUAGAAUUCAUAGACACACGUGAUCACUCGUUAGGAUCCGAAUGGAUACAAUUAUAAUCAA
Messenger RNA from Hypoxylon trugodes, 1731 nucleotides. Its product is annotated as oxidative stress survival, Svf1-like protein. Gene Ontology annotation, cellular component: cytoplasm. Lineage: Eukaryota; Fungi; Ascomycota; Sordariomycetes; Xylariales; Hypoxylaceae. Gene Ontology annotation, biological process: response to oxidative stress. The transcript has 4 exons. The annotation marks the transcript as partial. The record is from RefSeq and is a predicted model, not a curated record.